Leptopilina heterotoma is the source of this 1483-nucleotide messenger RNA. Its product is annotated as trypsin-3-like. NCBI's taxonomy places the organism in Eukaryota, Metazoa, Arthropoda, Insecta, Hymenoptera, Figitidae. The record is from RefSeq and is a predicted model, not a curated record. The transcript is spliced from 6 exons. The coding region runs from base 242 to 1360 and encodes 372 amino acids. Gene Ontology annotation, molecular function: serine-type endopeptidase activity. Gene Ontology annotation, biological process: proteolysis.
UCUUGUCGCGCCUCAUAAUUCGAGACAAUGUCACGUUUAAAUGAUGAAUGAAAAACGCAGAUUAAACAGAGAUAUGUCUAUACAUAAUUUUUAUAGUUAACACAUGCUUGAGAAUAAAUAUAAGAUGAUAACUAAUUUUAAAUUUAUUAAGCCUACUGACGUGUUGCAAAACCUCUAUUUCUUCAUAUAAUUGAAAUAUAAUAUUAAAUAUCGAAAAUAUUAUAGUUAAUUCGUGAACAAAAUGAAAUACUAUGCAUUUGUAUUGUUAAUGUAUUUGCCAUGUGAAAGUGUUAUUGGUCAAAUUCCACCAAUUUUUGGAUCACAAGUACCAAGUUUUCCCACAGGACCAUUCUUGGGACCUGGAAGUAUAAACGACAUAUCAUCUUAUAUUAUCAAUGGUGGCAGACAAAUUAUUAAUCCUGGUGUUCAAUGUUACUGUGCGUUGAAUGCUUCAUGCAGUGGAACACCACAAAUACCGGGCAAUAAUUUUGACGUUCGUAUUAUAAAUUCUGGUCCAACAAAUCCUCAGUCAUGUCCAACUGGUUAUGUUUUUUGUUGUGGAGGAGUACCACAACCAACAAAUCCUCAAUGUGGUAGAAGAAAAGUGAAUUUAUCAAAUACUGUUGGAGAUUUAGCUCCAUAUGGUGCCUAUCCAUGGCAUGCAGCAUUAUUUGAUCGAACAACUGAUCAGUAUAUAUGCGCUGGAGUUGUUAUUAGUACAAAUUACAUAAUCACAGUAGCACACAGAGUAUUUAAUUUAAACAACAACUUUAGAAUUAGACUCGGCCUAUGGUCGUUAUCAGCUACAGCAUAUCCAUAUUUCGAUGCUUAUCCUGUGUUCACACAAUUACAUGUAAACUUCAAUAGAAAUACUUUACAAAAUGACAUUGCUAUUAUUCAACUUGAUAGACCUGUACCAUUUGCUAAUUAUGCUAGUAUUAAUACUGUAUGCCUUCCAACAUCCAUUCCUGCUGCAGGCACAAGAUGUUGGACUGCUGGAUGGGGAGUAAAUUCUUUUAAUAAUGGUCAAUAUCAAAGUCAAUUAAGACAGGUUGAAGUUCCAAUUGUGGCUUGGGCAUCAUGUGAAACUAGUUUGCGAAAUACCAGACUUGGAAAUUUCUUUACUUUAGAUCAAACAAGCUUUAUAUGCGCUGGAGGUGAAGCUGGAAGGGACGCUUGCACUGGAGAUGGCGGAGGAGCCCUUGUUUGCGAAGUAUCUGCAGGUCAGUUUCAAGUUGUAGGUUUAACAUCAUGGGGAAUAGGUUGUGGACAAACACUUGUUCCAGGUGUAUACGUUAAUGUAUAUUCAUAUCUUUCAUUUAUAAGAAAUUAUGUAUCUUCUACUGCAAAUGCUGGAUAAAUUUCCCAAACCUCCGAAAAUCAAGGAAAAAUAUUGUACACAAUUUUCUAAUAAACUAAAUCAAAAAAUUAGUUUGACUUUUAAUUUUACCAAUAUUUCUCAUGGACUAAUUGAAAUUAAUAU